CAACAUCUGUGUGUUUGUGUGUCUCUGUCCAUAGUCUCAGACCAGUCUGGACUGGCUGCCUCUGUGCUCUGUGUAGCCAGUUCGACAGAUUGUUUCACUGUGGAGACUUUACGGGAUUGGAGUGAGACUUUUCUUGGAUAGAUUGAUAGAUCCCUGUGAGACAGUUCUGUGUGAUGGAUAGUUUGUGACUGAUCGGGAGAUCUUUUGGGAGCACACAAGGGUCCUGUAGCCUACAGUACGAGGCAAUCUAUCAGCAGGGAGAGGAGUUGGCUCGACUCUACAGCUACGUGACCACGCUUCACUGACUCAACCCAUGGAUGUCAUAAUGCUAUGUCCAAGCUGAAGAGGUCUGUGUCUUUUCUGGAUAAGGCUGGAGCUGGAUGCGUUUCUCUCCUGUUCUGUGAUGGUGUGAUCUCACUGCUGGAGAUGUAGGAAGCCCUAUAUUCAGCGCCUUUCACACUUUCUAGUCUCUACUAUCUCUGUCUGCCUGCCUGUAUAGAGCAGAGCAGGCCUCGCUCUGUACUGUGGAGCUUGCUUAACUGCCUGGACGGGACAUUAUAUCAUGGCUGUUUAAUCAUAUAAGUGGAUCUAUUGCUGUAGGGUAAAAAGGGAGCCGUGGUGAAAAACGGUAACGUUCCCUAGAAAGGGCCCAAACCCUGGCCGCCAUGGCCCCUCGCAAGCGUCCAGGGCGGGGCCUCUCCGAUAUUUUCUGCUGUUUUAAAGGGAGUGAUCACCCGGAGAUCACCUACCGCCUUCGCCAUGACAGUAACUUCAUCCUACAGACCAUGGAGCCCUCCCUGCCCAUGCCACUUGAAGAGGAGCUGGAUGCCAUGUUCUCUGAGCUGGUUGAUGAGCUGGACCUGUCAGGGAAACACCGGGAAGUCAUGUUUGCCCUGCCAGCUGAGAAGAAAUGGCAGAUGUACUGUAGCAAAAAGAAGGAGGGAGAAGAGAGCAAGGGUGCGACUAGCUGGCCAGAGUUCUAUAUCGACCAGUUGAAUUCCAUGGCUGCUAGGAAGACCCUUAUUGCUUUGGAAAUGGAGGAUGAGGAAGAGAGGAACAAGACAAUAGAGAGCUUAAAGACAGCUCUAAGGACACAACCCAUGAGGUUUGUGACGCGGUUCAUCGACCUGGACGGUCUGACCUGCAUCCUGAACUUCCUGAAGAGCAUGGACUACGAGACCACCGAGUCCCAGAUCCACACGUCCCUGAUUGGCUGCAUCAAGGCCCUGAUGAACAACUCCCAGGGGCGCUCCCAUGUGCUCUCCCACACAGAGAGCAUCAACAUCAUUGCCCAGAGCCUGGCAACUGAGAACGUCAAGACCAAAGUGGCGGUGCUGGAGAUCAUGGGCGCUGUGUGUCUGGUGCCAGGAGGGCACAGGAAGAUCUUGGAGGCAAUGCUGCACUAUCAGAAGUUCGCUUGCGAGAGGACUCGCUUCCAGACUCUGCUGAAUGACCUGGACAGGAGUACGGGGCGCUACAGGGACGAGGUCAACCUGAAAACAGCCAUCAUGUCCUUCAUCAAUGCAGUGCUUAGUCAGGGAGCAGGGGAGUCGAGCUUUGAGUUCAGAAUUCACCUGCGAUACGAGUUCCUUAUGUUGGGCAUCCAGCCAGUCAUCGAUAAACUGAGGUCUCACGACAACUCAACGUUAGACAGGCAUUUGGACUUCUUUGAGAUGCUGAGAAACGAGGAUGAACUAUCUUUGGCAAAACGCUUUGACACUGUGCACAUUGACACAAAAAGUGCCACGCAAGUGUUUGAGCUCAUAAAGAAGAAGAUGAACCACACAGAUGCACACCCGCACUUUAUAUCUGUCUUACAGCACUGUCUCCUUAUGCCUUACAAGCGUAGUGGGAACACAGUGCAUUACUGGCUCCUCCUGGACCGCAUCGUCCAGCAGAUCGUCCUGCAGAACGACAAAGGUCAUGACCCUGAUGUCACCCCCCUGGAGAACUUCAACGUGAAGAACGUGGUGCGAAUGCUGGUCAACGAGAAUGAAGUCAAACAAUGGAAAGAACAGGCCGAGAAAAUGAGAAAAGAGCACCAUGAGCUGCAGCAGAAGUUUGAUAAGAAGGAACGCGAGUGUGAGGCCAAGACCCAGGAGAAGGAGGACAUGAUGCAGACGCUGAAUAAGAUGAAGGAGAAGCUGGAGAAGGAGUCCAGCGAACACAAGCAGGUCAAGCAGCAGGUGGCUGACCUCUCAGCCCGGCUGCAUGACCUCAGCACUAGGCCAAAUCCAAGUGUUCCUGGUGGCCAUCCACUCAUACCUGGGGCCCCUGGAGGUCCCAUACCACCCCCUCCCAUGCAUGCUGCCAUGCCCCCACCCCCUCCACCACCCCCUGGGGGCAUGCCUCCACCGCCACCCCCUCCACCCGGUGGCCCUCCUCCUCCUCCAGGCAUGGGUCCCCCUCCUCCACCUGGAGCUCCCAUGGGACCAGGGCUGAAAAAGAACAUCCCCCAGCCCACCAACCCACUCAAGUCAUUCAACUGGGCCAAGCUGGCUGAGAAUAAGCUGGAGGGCACUGUGUGGACGGAUGUCGAUGACAUCAAGGUUUUCAAAAUCCUGGACCUUGAGGACAUCGAGAAGACCUUCUCUGCAUACCAGAGACAGCAGGACUUCUUAACAAUGAACAAUAACAAGAAAGAGUCCGAAGAUGAUACUGUGACCUCCAAGAAGGUCAAGGAGCUGUCAGUCAUUGACGGUCGCAGAGCCCAGAACUGUAACAUCCUCCUCUCUCGCCUGAAGCUGACCAAUGAGGAGAUCAAGAGGGCCAUCCUGACUAUGGACGAACAGGAGGAUCUGCCCAAAGACAUGCUGGAGCAGCUGCUAAAGUUUGUCCCAGAGAAGAGUGACGUGGAUCUCCUGGAGGAGCACAAGCAUGAGCUGGACCGCAUGGCCAAAGCUGACCGCUUCCUCUACGAGAUGAGCAGGAUCAACCAUUACCAGCAGAGGUUGCAGUCCCUCUACUUCAAAAAGAAGUUUGCUGAAAGAAUCGUCGAAGUCAAACCUAAAGUUGAAGCUCUAACCAGGGCCUCUAAAGAGAUGCUGCAGAGCCGCAACCUCAAGCAGCUUCUGGAAGUGGUCCUGGCCUUUGGUAACUACAUGAACAAGGGCCAGAGGGGAAACGCCUAUGGCUUCAAAGUGUCCUCACUCAACAAGAUCGCUGACACCAAGUCCAGCAUUGACAAGAACAUUACUCUGCUGCAUUACCUGAUCACCAUCCUGGAGCAGAAGUAUCCCAAAGUGGCUGUGUUCCAGGAGGAGCUUCAGAGUGUUCCAGAGGCAGCUAAAGUCAAUAUGACAGAGCUGGAGAAAGACAUCAACAAUCUACGCUCUGGUCUGAAGAGUGUGGAGCUGGAGCUGGAUUUCCAGAGAGGUCAUCCUCAGGUUUCGGGGGAUAAGUUUGUGUCUGUGGUGAGCCAUUUCAUCACUGUGGCCAGCUUCAGCUUUUCAGAGGUGGAUGAUUCUCUGACUGAGGCCAAGGAGCUGUUUCUGAAGGCAGUGCAGCAUUUUGGAGAGGAUGCAACCCGUAUGCAGCCUGACGAGUUCUUUGGAAUCUUCGACCAAUUCCUGCAGGCGUUCGCUGACGCUAAGCAGGAGAAUGAGAACAUGCGCAGACGCAAGGAGGAAGAGGAACGACGGGCCCGCAUGGAAGCACAGCUGAAGGAGCAGAGGGAGAAGGAGCGCAAGGCCAAGAAGGCAAAGGAGAACUGUGAGGAGGACGGUGAAUUCGACGACCUCGUUUCAGCCCUGCGCUCCGGGGAGGUGUUCGAUAAGGACUUGUCCAAGAUGAAACGCAACCGCAAACGAGUCAACUCAUCAGCUGAGACCAGCAGGGAGCGACCCGUCACCAAACUGAACCUCUGAAACAACUGAUCCUGUCUUACUGGAGCUAAGCUAUGCUGCCCUCUGGUGUCCUGGCAUGAGCCUAGUGCCCCCAGUUUUGGGAGUGGACAGAAUUCACUUCUAAAACGGAACUGAGCAGGAAAGGUGGUGGACAGACUUCUACUUACUCUUCUGCUACUCAAGCAACAAUAACCCAGAGCUUGUGUCCAUCUGGAAACAGACAUAUAAGAUAUUACCUCCUCUGAAAACCAUGAACUAUGGAUAAGGAGUGACUCUCUAAGCUAUUUGUGUUAAUUGCCAAAACCUACACUUUUAAAAUGCUGUGCUCUGAAUGACAGUUUUUCUCCUGUUGUGGACGGGACACUUUUUUUUAAUAGCAUAGGGCUGUUGCCCUGGAGUAGGACACUCUUCUUGACCCUUCCUACCUGCAAAAAUUAGCAGGAAGUGGAAUGGAAAGCCAGGGGUCACACGCGCACACACCGGCUGCGACACAUUUCCUCUUUUAAACGGGAGAAAGUGGAACUUCUUUCCUGCUAUUGUGUUCAGUCAGUCAGACACCUCUCGAGAGUACAGUAGAGGAUGCCAACCCCAUGCAGAGAAACAGUGUCUCUUGAAGCACAAUCCAUCAUGUAUGAAUUACGUUUUUGAGAUGAGCAAAAAAGCAUAACAAGAAACACAUUUUAAUACUGUUUUUAUCACAAUUUUGCAAAGACCUAAUUUAGAUAUUUAAAACCAAAUCAAAGAUGCAAUAUUACCAUUUUAUUAGAGCCUAUAACUUUCAUCUAUAAAAUACUCCAUUAGAACUGAAAUAUACAGUAUUGUAGAAGAGUAGGAUCUAAUUUUAGGCCUGCUGACUUGAAAGGACAGUGUCACUGUUUCUAUAUUAUUCGAAGAGUUACCAAAAAUAAUUGCUCUUCCUCUGGUCAUCCUAACACACGGAGGAUAUCAGUCUGGAAACUAUGCAGCCCAACAUUUACUGCCAUGUAACAGUCAAAAGUUUGGACACACCUACUCGUUCAAGGGCGUUUCUUUAUGUGUACUAUUUUCUACAUUGUAGAAUAAUAGUGACGAUGUCUAAACUAUGAAAUAACACAACCAUGUAGUAAGAAAACAUAUGUUAAACAAAUCUAAAUAUAUUAUACAGUUUUGAUUCUUCAAAGUAGCUACCCUUUGCAGUGAAUGACAGCUUUGCACACUCUUGGCAUUCUCUCAACCAGCUUCAUGAGGAAUGCUUUUCCAG
Oncorhynchus mykiss (rainbow trout) is the source of this 5085-nucleotide messenger RNA. Its product is annotated as disheveled-associated activator of morphogenesis 1. Lineage: Eukaryota; Metazoa; Chordata; Actinopteri; Salmoniformes; Salmonidae. The record is from RefSeq and is a predicted model, not a curated record. Gene Ontology annotation, cellular component: stress fiber. Gene Ontology annotation, biological process: actin cytoskeleton organization. Gene Ontology annotation, molecular function: actin binding; small GTPase binding.